AUGCGAAUGCUGAGCGGUUUCUGCCUCCUGUCCGCAUGCCUCCUCCUUGCAGGUGAUGCCGCCAAGAUGAAGGCAAAGUCCUCUGGCAACCUGCAGGACUCCAUGCUGACGCUCUUGGCCUCUACGGACUCUCGUUCUCAGAAGGUCUCAAGCAUGGAGAGUAUGGUGAUGGAGCUCGCCAAGCAGGCAAAGAUGGCCACAGCGGAUCCGGGGAACACCUCGGAGCUCGUUGAGUCCAUCAAGCCAGUCCUCCAGGACAUGCUGACGAAUGUGUUCAAGGCGGCGGACGCGCUGAACGCCAGCUGCGAGGCAUCGCGGCAGAACCUCACCACCUGCCCCCAAGUGACGGAGGACACGCUGUUCCACCCUCCGCACUUCGAUGGGAACUGGGAGACUCUGAGGAAAAAUCACCGGAGCUGUCGGGAGGAGGUGCCGCUGUUGAAGGCGGAGGCCGAUCAUUGCUCCACCAUGCGGGACAACCUGCUGGAGACGGAGGAGGCUGCGCUGGAGACCUUCCGGUCACUGAACAUCUUCAACAGUCCGCAAGAGUGCCAGAUAGCUUCCUCCACGAGCGCGGAGGACUACUACAAGCGCAUGUACGAGCACUUCGACACACAGUCCGCUCAAUGGUGGACAGCGUACGAGCAUUUGGACCAGGUCGUCAAAAACCUGACGGCUUGGAACUGCUCCAAGCCCACCAAUGCCUACUACAUCAAGGUCGGGCAAUGUCAACGGAUGCAGCUUGAGCUAGAGGAGACUGCGUGCGAUGUCUACAGCAGGACCAACGAGUCCUGUGCCGCGCUGGGAUCUUGUCAAAAUGCCCGAUGGCAGUCCUAUUCCGAGGUAGUGGCUUCGAAUGCAGAAAGCCUCUCCGCGCUCCAGGACGAGUAUCGGGGGACGAAGCGCAUCCAGUGCCUCAUCGAGGCCUUCGCGGCAGACGACGUCGACCAAGCGCUGGAAGAGUGCAUCCAAAAGCGCUACAGCACCAGUGCCGUCAAUUCAACGUGCCUGGAGAACUUUGGCGUUGAUCAGAAGCCGACCUAUGUGACACCGAAAGUCUGCGGCGGGAUUGAGGCGAUUCUUUCCCCCGCAGACAAGAAUUUCCGAGCGUCCGAGUACGAUGCGCGAAACAUUGAAGCCGGACCUUGUCUCGCCCCGUGCUGUUCGGAUGGUGAGCCUUUCUUCCAGUUCAACAUGAUCCCGAACACCUGG
Molecule: messenger RNA, 1212 nt
Organism: Symbiodinium sp. CCMP2456
Lineage: Eukaryota; Dinophyceae; Suessiales; Symbiodiniaceae
Source: the annotation of a GenBank genome assembly